Loa loa (African eye worm) is the source of this 1431-nucleotide messenger RNA. RefSeq names its product STE/STE7/MEK4 protein kinase. The coding region runs from base 189 to 1286 and encodes 365 amino acids. Lineage: Eukaryota; Metazoa; Nematoda; Chromadorea; Rhabditida; Onchocercidae. The record is from RefSeq and is a predicted model, not a curated record. Gene Ontology annotation, molecular function: ATP binding; JUN kinase kinase activity. Gene Ontology annotation, biological process: MAPK cascade; protein phosphorylation. The transcript has 10 exons.
CGGAGAAGCACUGGGAUGUCCUACUUCGGUUCGCGGACAGGAAUGCCAAGAUGAUUAUUUUCCGAGAGGACUCAGGGUGUAUAACGGUGAAUUAUUCGGAAAGAAAUGCAUAGUACUAAUGAAGUUUCGCUUGCCAUUUUUCUAACUGAAUUACGAUAGUUUUGGAAGGACAUCAUCAACUGGAAAAGAUGGCCGAACAACCGAAGUCUCUUGACGUGGGACGUUUCAAUCUAAAGCUUGAUUUUCCUCCGUUACCUGAUGUAAAAACAUCACCACAACUUGCAUAUUUGCGGACCCAUUCCGCAGGUAAAUUACGUUUUUCGUCGAAUGAAGAGUAUGAUUUUACAUGUAAUGAUCUCAUCGACAAAGGCGAGAUCGGUCGUGGGAAUUUUGGAACGGUUAGCCGGAUGCUUCAUACGAAAUCCGGAACUGUGUUAGCUGUUAAACGUAUCCGAUCAAAUACUGUGAACGCAACAGAGCAAAAACAUUUGCUUAUGGAACUUGAAGCAAUUAUGAGUAGCCAGUGUGAAAACAUUGUUCGCUUUUAUGGUGCUAUUUUUACCGAAGGUGAUUGUUGGAUAUGCAUGGAAUUAAUGGAUAUUUCUCUGGAGAGUCUUUAUAAAAUAGUUUAUGAAAAAGGGAGUUUUCUUCCGGAAGAUAUGAUCGGAUAUAUAGCAGUUUCGACAGUGAAUGCUCUCAGCUAUCUUAAGGAAGAUUUAAGAAUAAUUCAUCGAGAUGUUAAACCAUCCAACAUUUUGUUGGAUCGAAAGGGACAUAUAAAACUAUGUGAUUUUGGUAUAGCCGGUCAUUUGAUUGAUUCCAUUGCUAAAACUCAGGAUGCAGGUUGCCGGCCAUAUAUGGCGCCUGAACGACUUCAAUCGAAUGAGCCGUAUGACGUUCGAUCUGACGUUUGGUCGUUGGGCAUAACUCUAUUUGAAGUUUCAACAGGACGUUUUCCAUUCUCAACCUGGGAUUCACCAUUCCAACAAUUACAAGAAGUGGUGAAUGGUGAGCCUCCCAUUAUGCCACCCGGAAUCUAUUCCACAUGUUUGGUUACAUUUAUCAACCACUGCCUAAUCAAGGGCAAAGACGAACGGCCCAAAUACAAUAUUCUGAUGACCAUGGAUUUCUACAAAACAUACAACGUGCAGGAUGCGGAUGGGGUUGCUCAGGCGCAGACAGUUGUUGGAAUAUUUGUUUCUAACGUUCUAGGAGAUAUCGGUAUUAUUGAAAGCGACAGCGAUACGUACAAAGCACUUAGGUCUGACUGGGUACAAUUUAUCUGAAUAUUUUUAUACGGGUUAUAAUAGGACAUGCUAGACAUGCUACUUUUUAAAAUCACUUGAUACUCGUUGUUUCCUCCUCUUCCGAUUUUAUUACUUUUCUUCCCUAAGACAACCACUGUAUUUGGACGAAACACUUAUCUAUUCC